Molecule: messenger RNA, 1143 nt
Organism: Striga asiatica
Lineage: Eukaryota; Viridiplantae; Streptophyta; Magnoliopsida; Lamiales; Orobanchaceae
Source: the annotation of a GenBank genome assembly
AUGAAGGUUCAGUCGAAAACUACCUUUCUCGAGAAUUCUCGACUGGUUGCUAUUUGGUUAAGAGAGGACUCGGUUCGCUCGACGGACAUCCCCGGAGACGGUCGACAAGUCCCGGGCUGCUGUCCGGUAACCGGACGUGGAAAAACAGGAUGUUCGAGGCUCUCGGCAAGGGAUCGACCCGCUUCUCUUCUCGCCCGGGCCCCGAAGGACUGCUGUGUUGGAUUAUCUGGCUUUCAUAAGGGCAUGUAUCUGGGAGGAGAUUGCCCACGUGUCAUGUUCUUAUUGGGUAUUGUGGCUGAUGAUUGCCCACGUGUCAUGUUCUUAUUGGGUAUUGUGGCUAAUAAGAAAAUUCAAUUAGACGAGUGUGGAACAUUUGGAAGUGGUGGGAUCGUAUAUGGCAGGGAGCAAGUACUUGCGGCCGUUGGUGCCAUGGGCAUUGUCCCCCGCAUAGCCCGGGUAGGCCCCUUUCCCGUAAACUCCAGGGCAGGCAGUUGCGGCUUCCAGCGGGGCCUCGGCGGAGCCCUGAUAGUAGCCAUUCCCGAAGGGAUUGGUGGCGGUGCCCGCGAGAAGCCCACUCAAGCUCAUGACUAUAGCGUCGAGGCCCACGUCGUUGUUGGGCGGCACCAAUGGUGGGCUCUGUGGGCCGUAAUUGGGCUGGUGGAAAGGCCAGCCGCAGUACCCGGGGCACUGGGUCUCCGAGUUGCCCACCCAUAUGUAGGCGAACUUGGAAUAACUCUUGGGGCCGGAGACUCUGCUGGAACCGUGGGUCCCGCAGCGGUUGAGGCAGAAGCCGUUGACGGUGACAACGACAUUGACGGCGUUAGAGUGGUCACCCCUGGAUGCCAGCUGGACGAUGUGUUUGUCGGAGAGGGACUUACCGAGGGAGUAGUCUUCGUCAAGGAUCUGCCGGCCGAGGCGGAGGGAGAGAGAGUUGGGUCUUCCGGCGAGGUGGUAGUACUUCUCCACCGUCUUCCACCACGCGCCGACGGACUGCUGGUUUCCGGCCGGAGCCGAGACGGAGAUGAGAUUGACGGCGAUUUUGCCGCGGAGGAGGGCGCCCUUGUGGUAGCGGAGGAGCUGCUGCUGUGGAUCUCCGGCACCACUUGUGAUUGUUCUGGAAGCGGAGGAGGAGAGGCUCAAUAG